This is a messenger RNA of Tilletiaria anomala UBC 951, 1100 nucleotides long. RefSeq names its product S-adenosyl-L-methionine-dependent methyltransferase. Gene Ontology annotation, molecular function: rRNA (guanine) methyltransferase activity. Lineage: Eukaryota; Fungi; Basidiomycota; Exobasidiomycetes; Georgefischeriales; Tilletiariaceae. Gene Ontology annotation, cellular component: nucleolus. The coding region runs from base 95 to 1000 and encodes 301 amino acids. The record is from RefSeq and is a predicted model, not a curated record. Gene Ontology annotation, biological process: rRNA (guanine-N7)-methylation. The transcript has 3 exons.
CUCUAAACGCAAUAAUGCUAAGCAGCGCCAGCGAUAGAUCGCUUGCAUAGUAGCACAGACCUCGUUACCAGGGAACCGGAACAGUGUUGGCAUCAUGAGUCGUCCCGAACAUCUGGCGCCGCCAGAGCUGUUUUAUGGCGACACCGAAGCGGCCAAGUACACUGCAAACACUCGAAUCCAAAAGAUUCAGUCAGAAAUGACUGAGCGAGCGCUUCAGCUCCUGUGUCUCCCCGAAUGGAAGAAGCCUGCACUCCUUCUCGAUAUUGGCUGCGGCUCGGGCUUGUCAGGCGAAAUCUUAACUGAAGAAGGACAUGAGUGGGUCGGGCUGGAUAUUAGCCCCUCCAUGCUGGAAGUAGCACUGGAAAGAGAUUGCGAAGGGGACCUAUUGCUCGCAGACGCUGGACAAGGGUGUGGCUUUCGCGCGGGAUCUUUUGAUGGUGCUAUCAGCAUCUCUGUCUUACAAUGGCUUUGCAAUGCCGACACUACUGCUCAUUCACCAGCCGCUCGCCUGUCCACAUUUUUCACCUCCCUCUACGCAUGCCUUUCGCGCGGCUCUCGUGCUGUCUUUCAAUUCUACCCCGAAUCAGACGAGCAAGCGAGAUUCAUUAUGUCCUUUGCCACACGUGCUGGCUUUGGCGGUGGUCUCGUUGUCGAUUUCCCAAACAGCAAAAAGGCGAAGAAGUUCUACCUUGUGCUUUGGGUCGGCGGAGAGAUGGUCGGUCGGAAUGGAGAAAGGCAGGCGCAAGAGCUACCGCAAGGUCUCGUGGCUGAGCAUGAAGCGCAAGCGGCCGCAGCAGAGCAAGGCGUUGGUAUUGGAAGCGUCAAAUAUGAGGGCAAGAGAGACACAAUCAAGAUGAGCAAGAAGGCAAAGGCAAAAGCCAAAGCCAAUCUCAAAGGUCGAGAAUGGAUCAUGCACAAGAAAGAGCUCAACAAGCGACGAGGGAAAGAGGUGCCGCAAGAUUCCAAGUACACUGGUCGCAAGCGCAAGACUGCGUUCUAGUCAUUUGCCCUUGGACACCAUCUCUGCACGUGUAAUAAUGUUAUACUACCAGCACACUGUAUAUUACAAUUGACGAUUGGCUACAACGGCAUGGCGACGG